Molecule: messenger RNA, 1583 nt
Organism: Batrachochytrium dendrobatidis JAM81
Lineage: Eukaryota; Fungi; Chytridiomycota; Chytridiomycetes; Rhizophydiales
Exons: 4
Coding region: 1-1530 (509 amino acids)
Biological process (GO): protein folding; response to endoplasmic reticulum stress
Cellular component (GO): endoplasmic reticulum
Molecular function (GO): protein disulfide isomerase activity
Source: RefSeq, a predicted model, not a curated record
AUGAAGAUCUUUCAGUUUGUUAUUGCUGGACUUGCUGCAUUGAGUUUAGUCUCUGCAGGAGACCCUGAACAGGACGAUGUCAUUCCACCCAGUGAUGUUGUUGUCUUGACUUCUGACACUCACGAUGCAUUCAUUGCUGAGCACCCCUUGACUCUGGUCGAGUAUUUCGCUCCCUGGUGUCCACAUUGCAAAUCACUUGCACCCGAGUAUGCCAGUGCUGCUGCCGAGCUCAAAGAGCUCGAUCCUCCUAUUUCUAUUGCUUCUGUUGACUGUACUACUGAAAACGUCAUCUGUGACAAGCUGUCCAUCCAAGGUUUCCCCACUCUCAAACUUUUCCGAUCUGGUGUUGCUGACGAUUACAAGGGUGAGCGUACCGCAAAAUCUAUUGUUACCACCAUUAAGAAACAACUUCUUCCUGCCGUAUCUGAUGUUAGCCCCGAGUCGUUUGAAAACUUCAUCAUCUCUGAAAAGGUUGUCAUUGUCGGCUUCUUUGAUGAAAAGUCGGCUGCUGAGCGCAAGAUCUUCACCGAAAUUGCCAACGUCCAGCGUGAUUCCUUCUUGUUUGGUGCUGCUGACGGUUCCAAGACCUUCAAGGGCCACAAACACACUACUCCUUCCAUUGCCUUGUUCAAAAAGUUUGACGAGGGUCUUGCUGUUCUCUCUGAAGAUCUUACUUCUGAAAACAUCAAGGAUUUCAUUAGCAAAACUUCCAUGCCCAUCAUGGACGAAGUCGGUCCCGACAACUACGAGUUCUAUGUCAAGCGUGGUCUUCCUAUCGGUUUCUUCUUCUACGGAUCUGCUGAACAGCGUGAGCAAGUUGGUAAAGUGAUUGAACCCGUUGCAAAGGAAUUCGUUGGCAAGAUCUCGUUUGUUUACCUCGAUUCUGCAAAGUUUGGUGCACAUGCUCCCAACUUGGCUCUCAAGGAAGAAUGGCCCGCAUUCGGUUUCCAGGAUGGUCUUCGUAAGUGGCCUCUUGAUCAGUCCAAACCCAUCACAGAAGAAGCCGUUCGUGCUCUUGCUAAGGGUGUCUUGGAUGGUUCUAUUGCCUCGACUCUCAAGUCUGAGCCCGUUCCUGAAACUCAAGACGAACCUGUUAUUACUGUUGUCGGUGACAGCUUUGACAAGAUUGUCCUUGACACUAAAAAGGAUGUUCUUCUCGAGCUCUAUGCUCCAUGGUGUGGACAUUGCAAAAAGCUUGUUCCUACAUGGGACACACUUGCCAAAACCAUCACCUCUGACAAGAUUGUUAUUGCCAAAAUGGACGGCACCACCAACGAUAUCCCCCCCUCCACAAAGGUUGACCUUCAAGGUUUCCCCACUAUUCUGCUUUUCAAGGCAGGUAGCAGUGAAUUCAUGACUUACCAGGGUGAUCGUAGCCUCGCAUCACUUUCUGCUUUCCUCAAGGAAAAUGCUGUUCAUGGAUCUGAGGUGCCAGAGAUUGACGAUUCUGCAGAACAGGAUCCUGAUUUGCUGCACGAAGAAUUGGAUUUGGAGGAACUGGAGCCUGAGGUUGAAAGAGAUGAACUCUAGAUUGCAACUUGAAAUCAACAAAUGAAAACACUGGCUAGUAUUAGUUUUAUUAC